UUGGUUGACUGGAGAAAUAGGAAGUGCUGUUUAGUAGUAGCGGCUUACGGGUUAACCCUGGCAUCUGAUGACAUUUAAUCAAGGGCCUCUGACAGUUUUCCUAAUGGUUAGUCGAAAUAUAAUGGGGUUCUGUUUCAACGUUGAGCAUCAGUAGUAGAGGACGGUGUCUCCUUUCUAAAGAUUAAUGCACACGAUAGCCCGAAUCCCUAGCUAACGUUAGCUACCGUGUUAGCCACCGGCUAAUCAUAACAGUCCCGAGUCUUGAGUUCUGUUCUUGGUUGGUUGAAUAACGUGCGUAAUAAUAAUCGGUAUCACACUAUAUGGCAUUAUUUGCAAUGGGAGUGAAUUGGUAGUUUGUCAUACGAUCUUUAUGAAGGACACAACGUGUCAACGUCGGACCAAACGAACUGGAUGUUCUGCAAUAGCAAUUUCCAAAGCUACAGCUAGCAGCUUGUAAGCUUGUUUCCAGUACAACGAUGGGCUGCGAGAGGUUGUAUAACUCAGCGAAGUUACUGUGUGUCUUCAGCAUUGUUCUGGUUGUCUUGGCUAAAGGGAUUACUGCUGAGGAAGAUCAAUAUGGAAAUGAAGUUUCAGAGUUAAAGUCCUACCAUGACCCUGAGAAUGAAGAAGAAAGUGAGGCAGUAAGGUCAAGAGUUGUAGCUGGGGGCAGUGUGUCCUCUACGUCCACGUCUGAGCAGCCAGACCCCCUGGAUGACCGGCUGGAGGGGGAGGAACGAGAGGACUUGCCUGACCAGCCUCCCCCGAUCAUGGAGCGACCUAUAGAGAUUCCUGUGGUGAACGGGGGUACCGCCAACGGAGAGGCCUGCAUGUUCCCAUUCCUCUUCCAGGGCCAAGAGUACUCCCAGUGCACCACCGACGGGCGGAGCGACGGCAGGCUGUGGUGCUCCACCUCCUACGACUACGACCAGGAGAAGAGAUGGGGCUUCUGCGAGACGGAGCAGCAGCAGGAGCAGAGACAGCAGGCGGAGGAGGCGGAGGAGCUGUACCAGGCGGUCGUCCGCCUGCUCAACACCACCACCCGAAAGAGCCACAAGAAAGAGCUGUACGAGAAGCUGCAGAAGGUGGCUGAGAAGGGCCACCACAAGGCCAUGGAGAAGGUGGCGUACGCCAUGCUGUUCGGAGACUACUUGGCCCAGAACGUGCCCAGAGCCAAGGAAAUGUUUGAGAAGCUGGCCAAGGAAGGGUCGCCCAAGGCCCAGACGGCACUUGGCUUCUUGUAUGCUGCAGGGCUGGGAGUCAACUCUAGCCAAGCAAAGGCCCUCGUGUACUACACCUUCGGAGCCCUGGGUGGAAACAUGGUGGCCCAUAUGAUCCUGGGGUACCGAUACUGGGGUGGAGUGGGAGUGCCCCAGAGCUGUGAAUCUGCGCUGACGCACUACAGGCUGGUGGCCAAUCAGGUGGCCAGCGACGUGACCCUGACCGGGAGCAGUGCCGUGCAGAGGAUACGUCUGCUGGACGAGGUGGAGAACCCGGGCUCCACCAGCGGCAUGCUGGAGGAGGACCUGAUCCAGUACUACCAGUUCCUGGCGGAGAAGGGAGACGUCCAGGCCCAGGUGGGACUUGGCCAGCUCCAUCUGCACGGAGGACGAGGAGUGGAGCAGAACCACCAGAGGGCGUACGACUACUUCAACCAGGCUGCCAACGCGGGCAACACCCACGCUAUGGCCUUCCUCGGCAAGAUGUACUCUGAAGGCAGCGAGUUUGUCCCCCAGAACAAUGAGACUGCCCUGCAGUACUUCAAGAAAGCCUCAGACUUGGGUAACCCUGUGGGACAGAGUGGUCUGGGGAUGGCCUACCUGUAUGGAAGAGGUGUCCAAGUGAACUAUGAGCUGGCGCUGAAAUACUUCCAGAAGGCGGCGGAACAGGGCUGGGUGGACGGACAGCUUCAACUGGGCACCAUGUAUUACAGUGGUAUCGGCGUGAAGCGGGACUACAAGCAGGCGCUCAAGUUCUUUAACCUGGCGUCCCAGGCGGGCCACAUCCUGGCCUUCUACAACCUGGCCCAGAUGCACGCCACCGGCACCGGGGUCAUGCGCUCCUGCCACACGGCCGUGGAGCUCUUCAAGAACGUGUGUGAGCGCGGCCGCUGGUCGGAGCGUCUGAUGGGGGCCUACGCCGGCUUCAAGGAGGGCGACGUGGACGCCUCUCUGGUCCAGUACCUGCUGCUGGCCGAGCAGGGCUACGAGGUGGCCCAGAGCAACGUGGCCUUCAUCCUGGACCAGACCGAAGGGGCCCAGGUGUUCCUGGAGAACGAGACGUACCCGCGGGCCCUGCUCCACUGGACCCGGGCCGCGGCUCAGGGCUACACGGUGGCCCGGAUCAAGCUGGGGGACUACCACUUCUACGGCUACGGCACGGACGUGGACUACGAGACAGCCGUCAUCCACUACCGGCUGGCCUCGGAGCAGCAGCACAGCGCCCAGGCCAUGUUCAACCUGGGCUACAUGCACGAGAAGGGCCUGGGCAUCAAGCAGGACAUCCACCUGGCCAAGCGCUUCUACGACAUGGCGGCGGAGGCCAGUCCGGACGCCCAGGUGCCCGUCUUCCUGGCGCUGUGUAAGCUGGGCCUGGUCUACGCCCUGCAGUACCUGCACGACCUCAACGUGGACGAGCUCCUGACCCAGGUGGACCUGGACCAGAUCCUGGGCCCCGAGUGGGACCUCUACCUCAUGACCGUCAUCGCCCUGAUGCUGGGCACCGUCAUCGCCUACCGCCAGCGCCAGCACCAGAUGGUGGUGCCCCCCCGGCCCCCGGCCCCCGCCCCCGCCCCCGCCCCGGUCCCCGCCCAGGCCCCGGCUCCUACCCCACCCCCGGCCCCCCAGGACCAGGACCAGGACCAGGACCAGCAGCCAGACCAGGCCUUGCCCGAGCAGCCCGCAGGAGGGACUGAAGGGCCCGCUCAGGACGCACCGGCAGAGCCAGAGCAGCAGCUUUGA
This is a messenger RNA of Gadus chalcogrammus (walleye pollock), 2957 nucleotides long. It is a transcript of the gene sel1l, whose product is annotated as SEL1L adaptor subunit of ERAD E3 ubiquitin ligase. Bases 477 to 2957 code for a protein of 826 amino acids. The transcript has 21 exons. The record is from RefSeq and is a predicted model, not a curated record. Gene Ontology annotation, molecular function: protein binding. Lineage: Eukaryota; Metazoa; Chordata; Actinopteri; Gadiformes; Gadidae. Gene Ontology annotation, biological process: ERAD pathway. Gene Ontology annotation, cellular component: endoplasmic reticulum membrane.